AAGGGCACAGCCUCAAUUUAAUAAAAACAAAGAGUGGAAUUUCAGCUUUUCUUGGUAAAUUGAAAUUUAUGAAGGAAAACAUUGGUCAGCGCGAAUUUUCACAGUUUUCAAAUUCGUCGCAGGUAGAAUGCCUUGAUGAAGAUAUUCAGACAUACGUUCAACAUUUUAUUGCCCUGCAUGAUAAUUUUAAAUUCAGAUUUGAAGAUAUUCGGUCGAUGGAAAUACCACCUUGGAUCAUAAAUCCAUUUGAUAAAACGGAAGUGGAGAAUGUGAUAUUACAAGAGGAGCUACUUGAGCUUAGCACUAAUGAGGAGCUAAAAGUGACAUUUAAAAGAGGGUAUCAAAAAUUUUGGCUGCGGGCAGAAAUACCCGAAAAAUAUCCUGGACUGUGGGGAAUUGUGCAAAAACUUCUGAUAGCGUUUCCCUCGUCAUAUCUCGUCGAAAAACGUUUUAGUUUUGUUACAAACUUAUUAACAAAAAAAAGGAGCAAAUUGAAUAUCACAAAAAGGGGAGAUUUACGGUUAUUCCUUACAAAACUCAAGUCAAAUAUUGAUAAUUUGCUGUCAAUCCAUCAAGUACAUCCC
This is a messenger RNA of Psylliodes chrysocephalus, 584 nucleotides long. NCBI's taxonomy places the organism in Eukaryota, Metazoa, Arthropoda, Insecta, Coleoptera, Chrysomelidae. The record is from the annotation of a GenBank genome assembly.